Octodon degus (degu) is the source of this 3406-nucleotide messenger RNA. RefSeq names its product RNA binding region (RNP1, RRM) containing 3 (gene Rnpc3). Lineage: Eukaryota; Metazoa; Chordata; Mammalia; Rodentia; Octodontidae. Gene Ontology annotation, molecular function: pre-mRNA intronic binding; protein binding; U12 snRNA binding. Gene Ontology annotation, biological process: mRNA splicing, via spliceosome. The transcript is spliced from 15 exons. The coding region runs from base 389 to 1942 and encodes 517 amino acids. The record is from RefSeq and is a predicted model, not a curated record. Gene Ontology annotation, cellular component: U12-type spliceosomal complex.
CCCACUUCCGCCAGGCGCGAUUUUGGCGUCCAGGGCGGGCGCGCACAUGCGCAGUAGUGAGCGCCUCCAGCGGCUAAGGUUCCUCGGUCCCUUUUCUCUCAACUUUCACUUAAUCCUCGCGUCUCUCUCAAUCAGUUUGAUUUCAGUACUCUAGCCAGUGACCUGGAAUGUAAGUCACUCCCUUAACCAGCCGCCGCGCUCCGCCUUCCGUCUGAGGAGGCUCCGCCCAGCAGCGCCAUCCUCUCGCGAGGCCUCGCCUCUCGCGGUACUUCCGCGCUCCCAGCACCCUCCGCGCGAGGCGACGCUCUCUCGUCAGCUCGGCCUCGGGGCGCGCCCUGCACCCUGCCCAAGCUUCUGUCCCAGGUCGGUCGCUCAGUGUCCACGGAACAUGACGGCUCCCGAGCCGCCGCUGCUGCUGUCCAGAGGGUGCCCGAGCUCCACCGCGCUUUCCCCGCCGCGAGGAGACCGAACCCUACUGGUCCGGCACCUGCCGGCCGAGCUGAGCGCCGAGGAGAAGGAGGACCUGCUCAAGUACUUCGGGGCGCAGGCGGUGCGCGUCCUGUCGGACCAGGGGCGGCUGAAGCAUACAGCUUUUGCUACUUUCCCCAGUGAAAAGGCAGCAAUAAAGGCACUGACCAGGCUCCACCAACUGAAACUUUUAGGUCAUACUUUAGUUGUUGAAUUUGCGAAAGAGCAAGAUUGCGUUCAUUCUCCUUGUCCCCCUUCAGGCUCUGAAAAAAAGAAAAAGUCUGAUGAUCCUGUAGAAGAUGAUAAAGAAAAAAAAGAAUUUGGUUGUUUAACAGUAGAAAAUGGAAUUGCACCAAACCACGGGCUGACUUUUCCUCUCAAUUCAUGCCUCAAGUAUAUGUACCCCCCACCUUCCAGCGCAAUCCUGGCCAACAUAGUAAAUGCUUUAGCAAGUGUGCCUAAGUUCUAUGUGCAGGUGCUUCACCUUAUGAAUAAGAUGAAUUUGCCCACACCUUUUGGACCAAUUACUGCACCACCUCCCAUGUAUGAAGACUACCUGCCGCUGCACGCGCCUCUUCCACCUGCCUCUCCUCAGCCGCCAGCAGAACCCCCAUUGCCUGAGGGAGAUGAGGAGCUGUCUAGCCAGGAAUCGGAGUACAAGAGCAGUGAUGAGGAGGACCGGCAGAGAAUGACCAAGCUAAUGGAACUAGCAAAUCUUCAGCCCAAGAGACCAAAGAUGAGAAAGCCAUGCCAUGUGAGGAAGAAACAAAAAAUAAAGCAUAUGUUAGCUACCUCUUUGUCCACUUCACACAGCAGUUUACAUCCUGUGCUAUUACCUUCAGAUGUAUUUGAUCAACCACAACCUGUAGGCAGUAAAAGAAUUGAAUUCCAUAUAUCUGCUGACAUGCCAAAUGUAUUUAAUAAAGAUUCACCGAAAGAACAAAAUUAUGAGGAAAAAAAUUGUGAUUUACCUGCCACUGAAGUGGAAUCGUCCAGUGUAGGAUUUGGAAAAAUCUUCCCCAAACCUAAUUUGAAUGUCACAGAAGAGACUAAGGAAGACUCUGAUGAAAUGCCCUCGGAGUGUAUCUCUAGAAGGGAGUUGGAGAAAGGCCGAAUUUCUAGAGAAGAAAUGGAAACACUUUCAGUGUUCAGAAGUUAUGAACCUGGUGAACCCAACUGUAGAAUUUAUGUAAAGAAUUUAGCUAAACAUGUUCAAGAAAAAGACCUUAAGUUCAUUUUUGGACGAUAUGUAGACUUCUCAUCAGAAACACAGCGGAUCAUGUUUGAUAUCCGUUUGAUGAAAGAAGGUCGCAUGAAAGGACAAGCUUUCAUAGGACUUCCAAAUGAAAAAGCAGCAGCGAAAGCCCUGAAGGAAGCAAACGGAUAUGUUCUUUUUGGAAAACCCAUGGUGGUUCAGUUUGCUCGAUCUGCCAGGCCAAAGCAAGAUUCUAAAGAAGGAAAAAGGAAGUGUUAAAAACUACUAAAGAAGCAUUCCUGCGUACAUUCCGCUGUAGCACUGUCAUGCAGAGUGUAUCCUUUCUUGUUGUAUCCUUUUUGGGGCAGUGUUUUGUUCUGCUUUGUUUCCUAGAAAUGUUUCAUCCCUAUUCUGUGCAUUGGUCUAGGAUAAAAAAAAAAUUUUGUAGUGUGCAAAUGAAAUGUUUCUAAAACUAUAUAGCUUGAAAGAAUCUUCCUUUUUUUUUAGAUUUGUUGUUGAAUUUUCUUUUCUGUCAUUAGGUUGUAGUUUUCCCAGGAAAGUUAGUGAAUCAGGUCAACUUAUGGAGAGAAUGUGUGCAUUUGCUUCAACGCAUAAUGUGAUCUUGUACUUCUAUUUAUGUGUUGGGUAAAUUUAAUUCAGUAACAUAUGGUUUCUAUCUUAGGAUAUAUCUAAUUUGCACAUUUUGUACAACGUUCAAGUGGGAAAACAAAUUAAUUGCCUUUCGAAAAAACAAUACUGAAAGUUAAAAUAAUUUUACAUAUAAAUCCCAAAUUAAGUAGCAGACCUCACUUUUGAAGUUCUAAUUGAAAUUUCUGUUACCAUAGAUAGCAAAUAAAGUUUUUUACAGAAACCAAGAGAAGGGUAAGAACAGAAAUAACAAGAUAGACGAUACACUGUUGAUUUUGCGUAGCUCAGUGGUGCUGGAGGAACAGGGAUGCCCAGUCUGAUUACAGAAUUACCCAUAUCAGUGCUUCUCGAGCUUGGCUGUGCCUUGGAAAGGCCUGGGAACUUGGAGACAAGCAACAAAAAUUAAAAUAUGUUGUUAGGUUCCUUCCACCGAGAGCAGGUACUGAAUUGUAUUGGUCUGGAAUGUAGCUUCCGUUUUAAAAUUUUUCAGACUUCUCUAAGUGAUUCUAAUGUGGAGUCAAACUGGAGAUUUAUACAGAUUCCUAGACCCAUCCUUAAAGUAAUUAAGAGGAAUCUCUGGGAAUAGGAAUCUCCAAGAAUCUAAUUUGAAAAAGUUUCUUUAGUAAUUAAGGAUAGUUUAGAUACUGUUUUGUUGACACAAAAUUGAUGAAAUGAUUAUUAUCACCUGUAACUAAAAAAGUUUAUAGAUAGAAGAAUAGCAGAGUUCUUGAUAAACACAAUUAAAAUGUUUUAUUUAUCCAUGUUACAGAUUAGCUCAUAAUAAAGCAUUUAUAUAAUAUAUGCUGACAUGAUUCACUAAUUUUCUAAAUAUAAGCUUUAGUCAUUUUCAAACUGAUAAACUUUUGUAAUAAUGAUUAUUUUUAAUGAGCUUUUAUGGUAUUUUAGGUUUUUCCUGAGUUCCGUGUCUUUCAAGUUCUUUCCAACCUUGAGAAGAAAUUGACUACUUGGACGAUGGAACUGUGCGUAACAGCUUUAAAAGUAUAUUUAAAAAUUAAAUCAGUUUAUUGGAAAUAUAUUAUAACUUUCACACUGAUAUGCCUCAUAUAAUAAAUUAUUUUCUUUCUGAUAAAAUAG